AUGUACCGCAAUCUCUACGACACCGACUGCAUCACCUGGUCCCCCCAGGGUCGAGUGUUUCAAGUUGAAUAUGCAAAGCAGGCGGUUACUCAGGGGACUUGCUGCGUGGGGCUGCGGUCGGACUCCUACGUGGUGCUCUGUUCCUUGAAAAAGAGCCCCUCGAAACUUGCUGGGUACCAGCAGAAGCUCUUCUGCAUCGAUGAACAUGUUGGAGUUGCAAUCUCAGGCAUUACCGCUGACGCCAAGGUCCUAUGCGAAAUUAUGAGGAACGCCUGCCUCCAGCACAAAUUUACUUAUGACACAGAGAAGCCAGCGGCAAGGCUUGCGUUGCUUGUGGCUGACAAGUGCCAAAGCAACACCCAGCGCAGCGGCAAAAGGCCCUACGGCGUGGGGCUUUUGAUUGCUGCAUGCGAUGCUUCGGGGCCGCGGCUGUUUCAGAAUUGCCCCUCGGGAAACUAUUACGAAUACAACGCCGUUGCCUUCGGCGCGAGGUCCCAAGCUUCAAAGACAUACCUCGAGAAACACUUCGAGACUUUUCCCACCGGCAAGUUAAAAACCGUAAACCCUUCUUCGCUGGAUGACCUGCUCCUGCAUGGCGCGAAGGCCCUAAAGGCGUCUAUGGCCGCGGACACCGAGCUGACAGCUGAGUGUCUGUGCGUCGGGAUUGUCGGCCGCGGGCAGCCUUGGCGCGAGCUCAACCAUGAGGAGCUGCAAACCCUCGUGGAUCGUCUCACGAACGCUGAAUCUAGCGGCGACGGCGGUUCUAUGGCUGUGGAUAUGCCGGAGUAA
Molecule: messenger RNA, 789 nt
Organism: Eimeria tenella
Lineage: Eukaryota; Apicomplexa; Conoidasida; Eucoccidiorida; Eimeriidae
Product: proteasome subunit alpha type 1, putative
Exons: 9
Coding region: 1-789 (262 amino acids)
Biological process (GO): ubiquitin-dependent protein catabolic process
Cellular component (GO): proteasome core complex, alpha-subunit complex; proteasome core complex
Source: RefSeq, a predicted model, not a curated record